AUGUUAGGCCUUGCAAGGUCAGAACUUGCUGUGCCAACUCAACUUGCAUUGUUAAAGAAACUUCCUCCCAAGUUUUCUGUGUGUUUACCUUCUUCUAACAACCUAGGAUUCACUAACUUACUCAUUGGACCUCAGGGGCAUCCUCAGGAUGUGUCCAAAUAUAUCCAAACCACUUCUCUUGUUGUCAACCAAUUUGACACAGGUCCUUUGUUUGAGGAAGGUGCUCCUUCUACAGAAUACUUCAUUGAUAUAGGAAGGGCAAUGGGGGCACCAAAAUUAGCACCAUCUCGUUUUGCUGAAUUGCAAAGUUUUGUCUAUAAGCCUUUUGUUAGACAUUUCCUUAAGAAGGCUGCGGAUAGAAGACUAAAGAGAGUAGCAUCAGUACCUCCAUUUGAGGCAUGUUUCGAUUCAAAAAGUAUUGGCAAUUCCAUCACCGGUUUUGCUGUGCCAACCAUUGAUCUAGUGCUACAAGGAGGAGUGCACUGGACUAUUCAUGGAGCCAAUUCCAUGGUAUUAGCAAAGGAAAAUGUAGCAUGCCUAGCAUUUGUUGAUGGAGGGACAAUAGCAACAAUGUCGCUUUUUAAAGCCUCAGUUGUUAUUGGUGCGCAUCAGUUGGAGGAAAAUCUUUUGGUGUUUGAUCUGGCUUCCUCCAAAUUAAGCUUCAGCUCUUCACUUUUGCUCCACAAUGCAACAUGUUCCCUCCUUUGA
Molecule: messenger RNA, 708 nt
Organism: Sphenostylis stenocarpa
Lineage: Eukaryota; Viridiplantae; Streptophyta; Magnoliopsida; Fabales; Fabaceae
Source: the annotation of a GenBank genome assembly